Molecule: messenger RNA, 4650 nt
Organism: Triplophysa rosa
Lineage: Eukaryota; Metazoa; Chordata; Actinopteri; Cypriniformes; Nemacheilidae
Gene: luzp2
Product: leucine zipper protein 2
Exons: 12
Coding region: 102-1142 (346 amino acids)
Source: RefSeq, a predicted model, not a curated record
GAGUGAGCGAGGAGAGGGAGAGAGGAAGAGCGAAGGAAAAAGCGAGCGAUCGAGAGACAAGGGGGAAAGAGACGCCGAGUGCAUGAGAGCAAGACAAAGCAAUGAAAUUCAUCGGAGCUCUUUACCUACUGUUCCUCCUCCCGGCUUUGAGCUUCAACAGCAGCUAUGAGGGGCUGGAAAAGAAGCUGAGGGAGGUUUUCACGGAGAGGACAGGAAUUUUACGUCAACUUUCAAAAACAUCAAAGGAGCUGGACAGCAUAAAGGGUAACCUGCAGACGCUAAAGAAUGAUGAUGCUGUGCCCAAGAAGGAUGUGCAGAGAAUCCUGGAGCUCAGUCACAAGCAAAGGGAUGAGAUGAAGUCACUCCAGGCGGCUCUGCAGAAGCAACUGGAUGAUGCAACUGAACGCACAGAGAAGCAGCAGGCCACCAUCAAGUUUUUAAAGAUGGAGAUGGAAAAGAAGACCAAAAUCAUUAAAGACCUUCAACAAGAGAAUAAAAGCUUGAAGAACAAACUUUUGUCUGGAAACAAGCUGUGUGACCUGCAUGCAGAGGAGUCCAAAAAAAUCCAAGCCCAGCUGAAAGAGUUGAGGUAUGGCAAAAAGGAUUUAAUUUUUAAGGGUCAGCAAUUGAUGGAUCUGGAGAAUAAACUCAGAGUUGCCAAAGAUGAACUGGAGAAGGCUGCACUAGACAAGGAGUCACAGCUUAAAGCCCUGAAGGACACAGUCCAUAUCUGCUUUUCAUCUGUCCUGCACAGCCAGACAGGAAGUCUACACAGAUUUACAGCCACAGCCACCAAUCUGUUGAGGUAUUCCGCCCUGGUCAACAACUCAAGAGUCACCUUUCAACAGCCGCAUGCAAAGGACAUCCCAAAAGUUCCCCGAAUCACAACAACGAGUAAAUUGCCUUUGAGCAGUGCAGUAAUGAGGAGAGAUGGCUCAGGACUGAAAGACUUCCAGAUGGUGAAGGUGGGAGCAGAAUGUUCCAAUAAUCAGACUGGGAGCACAUCUGAGAUGAGAAAGAUGUUUGGACACAGUCAACCGCAGACCCCGGAGCAAAUUGGACAAGGCCAAGCAAGGACAUCAGAGGAAAGUGUGAAAACAGAAGGAGACCUAAAAACGACACAAAUGGCCACACACAACUAAGAGACUGUGGAAGACUUGGCAGAUUUUCUGCAUGGUAAAAAAUGAUGUCAGACCUGUUUAAGCCCCUCGUCAUUCACUGAGCUAAGCACACACAAACACACACACACACGCACACAUGCACAUAAUGUAGGGCGCACAAGCAGUGCAAUGCCAGACAGACACAAAAAACUCAAUCUAACACCGCAAAUGUAGAAAAAGGAAUUCCCAUGAUUCAAUUCUGAACUUUUUUGAUAAGAACCAACAGCAUAGUAUGGCAUGCAUUAUAGAAUUUUAGAUUUUUAUUUCAAGAGGUUACGAUGGUAUUGGUUGUUUUAAAUAACUGUUACUUUUUUGUUCUCUAUCUAUUAUGAGUUAAUUUCUCCCAAAGUUAGGACACAGUGUUCUUUGAUUUGUGUUGUUUGUACUUAAAAAAAGAACACUAUUUCUGGCACCGCAGACCAGAAUUUCCUUGUUAAAAGUCACACUGGGACGGGGAGGCGGGAGGGGGGGUAAUUUCAGUUUUGUAAAUGUGGCUACGGCUCAAAUUUACCUGUACAUUUCUGAGCAGCUUCAGUUCAAAACUGAAUGAGUCCUGUCAUUUUUUUAACAAUAGCCCAGAUUCACUGAACGGAAACGGAGUCAACACUGAGAGAACUGUUUAAAACCGCAAAAAUGUGAAGGUAUGGUCUGUCUCGUGUUGUAGCAAAGAUUAAUUUACUCUUCCUACUCCAUAUUAUGAGGUAUUAUAGGCUCAAGUUGGCUGGCCAACUAUCGCUGUUGAAUAUUUCGAAGCUUUUGGUGCCAGAGUUCAAGAGAAAAACUCGACUCACAGUGAGUCGUCUCCCUAAGAAUGAUGUGCCAUGCACCGAGUACUUAAUCUACUGCUACAUCUCUCUGUUUCUCUACUUUCUUGUGUCCUUUCAAUAAACCGUGAUUUUCGCUAAAUGUGUGCAGAAUAAAUGGUUAUUUGUGGAGUAAAACUACAGGCUGUCCAUACGUUCCUGAGUCCUCUGAGUUUAUUUCUCAGUUUAAUUAAUGCCUCUGGAGUUUCUGGAAAGGCCCCGGUCUGCGUUCAAGUAUGAGGUCAAUAACCCAGAUCCCACAGGAUCAGAGGAAAACCCUCAUUGGUUUAUCCUUUACGUGAGCAGCACAUCAUCAUUACUUGGAAGCUCGGUUUCUUAGGCCUCCAAUAGACCAUUGAUUUCUCUUGAUCCGUCUUUCUCUUUCUUCUUUAGCUUUCAUGUCAAGAAUGAUCCAUUCUCUUUUUUCAUCAACUUUAAGCUGACAUGGUAGUUAGCGAGAAUUUCAGAAAUCAGAGUCAUUAUGGUGUCUUGAUGGAAAAGCUUUUUUUUAAAAGCGACAUGACACAAAAGCAGAAGCUCAUUGUCUUUGAAAAUAAAGCUGACAUUACGGUUUCAUAACAAUUAUGGUAAUUGCUCUGUGAUCUUUUGCUUUGUGUUGUGUAUUUUUGCUUUUCCGUCACAUACAGUAAGUGUAAUUUCUGCCCGUGUGAAAUGUACAGACGCUAAACAAGGGAAAACUUUGACGGAAACAACACGCGGCGGAAAAGUUCACUUGAAGAUUAUGAUUUCAGGCCAUUUGCUAGUUUGCAACUGCCUGACUUGGCCAAUUAUCAUCAAAACUUCUGAGGGCAGAACAUGCCAAGUGUAUUCUGGAGAGAGACUCCUCAUAAAUGUUUGAGCCGGGGAUGAUGGUUUGAGAAGCCUCCUCUUAUAUCUCUGCGCAGGAAAAUGAGACUGGGAGUGACAAAUCUGUGCGGCGUUUUGCAAAGUGCCAAUUUACCUAUAGCAACACUGCAGCUUCCAAAAAUACGACGUUGUCUUCCCCUGAAAACCAGCCUCUACGAGAUCUUAUAAAUAAAAAUGAGCCGCGAUCAAAAACUGAUUAAUAUCGGCCUCACUAAAACAGCCUUGCGGAAAUAUACAGUCUGUGUGAUUACAUUUACUGGAAAGAGAGAUUGACAAACUUUUCAAAGUCAAGCGCUUCAUUCAGUCGUGCGGCACACAGAAUGAGACAUUCAUUUCAUAUUUCAAUAUUACCUCCGGUCUUUGGAUCUCACGACAAUGUUGGGUGAUUAAAAGCAUUGUUCUGGAAUUGCUACAGCAUUCGGGUGAAAUGCUGCACGGCGCCGAGCGUAAUGUUAAGUAAUGAUCUAAAAAUGAGAUGCAAUGACAUUAUUUUGGCUUUAUUGAGAGUUCAACGCUUGUGGCUUCCCCUUUGAUCCGAAAACUCUGACCAUUUUGUUAUAGUCAAUCUCCAUUAAAACGUCUAUGUUGUUUGGUGGAAUUUGAGAAUCGCAGUCUGAGGGGCUAAUUACUGCUCUGAAAGCCAAUUUUCCCCUUUUCUUGCCAUCUCACUCGAGUCUGGGAAAGGUGUAGGAAAUAGAGCCUAUUAGCAACUUCAAAGUGAAUUUAAAUAGCUACAUCAAUACUUUUCCCAUUCAAACUUUGGAAGCGCUCAACCAAUGCCCAGACACCUACAGCUUUCAGCUCUUUACACUUUGAGUUAUGAGGGGAACUAGUGGUAAAACAUUGCUUUCAGACAGAAAAACGACAAGCUAUCGUCAGCAAGGAAACGAAAACUAAAGAAUCUGUUAAGCCAGCUGUUCAUUGGUGACGUACAAAUGGAAUUGUCCAGUUCAUUGACGCCAACGCUGAGGCAAACUGUAACAUGACAUGUGUAUAUCCGUGCACAUAAAAAUGCUGCGGUAGGCCAGCCGUAAAGUCACGGUGAGGAGAGAUUUUACAGCGAACAGCUGUGGGCCUUAGCAGUAAAGUAUCGCAUUGCCUUCCACACACGGCAUAAAAAAGACAAUUAUUCUCCCGUUAUCUUUCACCUUUUAUAUUCAGACUGUCUACAACUGGUAUAUUAAAUGUUGACCAGUUACUCUAAAUACAGCACAUUCUUUAAAGAGUACAUAACAUGAGGUCAUGAAAAUGACAUUUCAUGCAGUGUGUAAUAUUGCCGUAAAGUAAGCAGUCUGCCAAGUUGUAAAUUCGAAGGUGAAUGAAUAACAAAGUUAUUGGCUUGGAAAAAAGGGAGUCGACUCAUGCAAACUAGUCGUCCCUAGUGCGAUAAGUGAACCGCCGCGGAUUUAUGUCACUACAUAUAGUCCCCGCCUACGUUUUGCUAGGACUGCCCACGAAAACCUCACUCUUCUCCCCCAAACACUGUAGCUCGUGAGCCUCAUUCGCGGUAAACCAAUCACAGCAGACUAGACCAUCUGACCAAUCACAUCAGACUAAACUAGCGGAAAGGAGGGGAUUGAUGAAUCACGGAACGAAUCAUUUGAGAGUCAGUCAAGAAGUAAGGUAAGAAUAACUGCCUAUUAUUACGAAAUAAUAGUGUUUUACACCUUCUAUGUACACCUUCUAUGUACAUACUGCUCCGGGGGUACGUGUGUUCACUACUCUCUGGAUGGGUUAAAUGCAGAGGUCACAUUUCGUUGCCUUGUACUUGUACAUGUGCAAUGACAAUAAAUUGAAUCUAAAAUCUAAAAAAAAAAAAA